Messenger RNA from Myotis brandtii (Brandt's bat), 1034 nucleotides. RefSeq names its product thymocyte nuclear protein 1 (gene THYN1). The transcript has 7 exons. The record is from RefSeq and is a predicted model, not a curated record. Gene Ontology annotation, cellular component: nucleus. Bases 1 to 738 code for a protein of 245 amino acids. Lineage: Eukaryota; Metazoa; Chordata; Mammalia; Chiroptera; Vespertilionidae.
AUGAUUGUAGAUAAGAAAUACGUUCAUCCAUGCUUUCGCCACAAUGGAAGCUUACCUCUCAGCAAUCAUAACAGCUCUCAUCUUGCUUCUCCUCUGGCAGACAAGGAGGGACCAGCAGGAAAGCGUACCAAGACUAAGAACCCUGGUGAGGCACCAACUACGGUGGAGAAAUCCAGCCCUCAGGAGACUUCAGCCCUUAAAAAAUGUGGGAACAAUGCAAGCAGCUACUGGCUGAUGAAGUCAGAGCCAGAAAGCCGCCUGGAGAAAGGUGUGGAUGUGAAGUUCAGCAUUGAGGAUCUCCAAGCCCAGCCCAAGCAGACGACAUGCUGGGAUGGUGUUCGCAACUAUCAGGCCCGGAACUUCCUGAGAGCCAUGAAGCUGGGGCAAGAAGCCUUCUUCUACCACAGUAACUGCAAAGAGCCAGGCAUCGCAGGACUUGUGAAGAUUGUGAAGGAGGCUUACCCAGACCACACACAGUUUGAGAAAAGCAACCCCCAUUAUGAUCCAUCCAGCAAAAAAGACAACCCCAAAUGGUCCAUGGUGGAUGUCCAGUUCGUUCGGAUGAUGAAGCGUUUCAUUCCCCUGGCUGAGCUCAGGACCCAUCACCAAGCUCACAAAGCCACCGGUGGGCCUUUACAGCACAUGGCCCUCUUCACUCUCCAGAGGCUCUCGGUUCAGCCCCUGACCCGAGAGGAGUUCGAUUUUAUUUUGAGCCUGGAGGAAAAGGAACCAAGUUAGCCGAGAUACUUGCUGGAAUGGGCAAGACGUUACUCCAAAGACAACAGGGUGUGCGGAGGCUUGCUUGUUAGGUUCAUCUGAGGUUGUGUCCAUAGGUGGGUUUUCUGUACUUUUCUCAAUAAAACACUAUAUCAGAGCUGGCAAGUGUUUCUUCUCCAGCAACACUGGGUGGUGUGAUACUCAACUGCACGUCUUUAACCUGCAGGCUGGCUGUUUACCCCGUGGCAAAUGCAGGGCUACCUCUGUCAUCUUCCUUCACAAGCAAAUAAAAGGGUAUGGGGCUCUGCCUGUUAAUA